Chelonus insularis is the source of this 1578-nucleotide messenger RNA. RefSeq names its product Farnesyl pyrophosphate synthase (gene Fpps). Gene Ontology annotation, molecular function: dimethylallyltranstransferase activity; (2E,6E)-farnesyl diphosphate synthase activity. The record is from RefSeq and is a predicted model, not a curated record. Gene Ontology annotation, cellular component: cytoplasm. Gene Ontology annotation, biological process: trans, trans-farnesyl diphosphate biosynthetic process. The coding region runs from base 272 to 1495 and encodes 407 amino acids. NCBI's taxonomy places the organism in Eukaryota, Metazoa, Arthropoda, Insecta, Hymenoptera, Braconidae. The transcript is spliced from 8 exons.
UGUGUUGAGUUGUUUUCUUAAAUUUCUUUAGUCCACCAUCAGCAUUCGUAGGCAAUGGCACGUACACCCAAGUAGAAAAAGAAAUUACAACUUUCAUUUUUUAUCUUUGACUGUUAGUCAAUUACUUGCACUGUAAAUAAUACAUUAAAAUUACUGUAGAAUAUUAAUAAAUAAUAAAUUGAUACUUCUUCUAAAUAUAAAUAAUUUUCAAACAAUUAUCAGGAUAUCAUAAACAAAUUGAUUUAAAAGGAAAACAUUGUAAUUAGCCACAAUGUCUGUCGUCAAUAGAUCAAUUUUAAAACUAUUUCCAAAAAGAGCCUAUCAAAAUUUUAUACAUUCCCAUAAAAUAAAAUCAAAAUCAUUUGGCAAAUUGGCGAGUUAUGAUGUUUCAAUCCAAAAUUCCAGGUUUGUCAUACGUCGAAUGGCUCAUAGUAUGGCUCAAAUAAAUUGGAUAUCUAGUAAAGAUGAAAGUAGGGAAAUGAUGGCCCUGUGGCCUGAUAUUGUUCGUGAUCUCACUGAAGCUGGUCGUCAUUUAGAUAUUCCAGAGGCAACUAAAUGGAUGGCAAAGGUGCUACAAUAUAAUGUUCCUAACGGAAAAAAAAAUAGGGCUUUAGCUUUAGUAUAUGCCUAUCGAAAAUUAGUACCCCAAGACCAACUAACAGAAGAUAAUAUCCGUCUAGCUCGAAUUCUAGGCUGGUGUGCUGAAUUGCAUCAAGCAUUUUUAUUGGUAGAAGAUGAUGUGAUGGAUCAUUCAGUGACUCGUAGGGGCCAACCAUGCUGGUAUUUACACAAUAAUAUUGGACUCUCAGCAAUAAAUGAUGGGCUUUUAUUGGAGCAAACAUUGUAUCAAUUACUCCGAAUGUACUUUAAGAAAAAGCCAUGUUAUGUGAAUCUUUUGGAGUGUUUCCAUGAUACGACGUUGAAAACCAUUAUGGGUCAAACGUUAGAUACACUUUCAACACAAUUCGGUGAGCGACCAAAUUUUAAUUUAUUCACAAUGGAUCGCUAUAAUGCAAUUGUAAAGUAUAAGACUGCAUAUUACUCAUUCGUUAUGCCAGUAACUUUAGCAAUGGAUUUUGCGGGAAUUACAGAUCCAGAAAUGCAUAGGCAAGCAAAAACAAUUCUAUUAGAAAUAGGUCAUUUCUUCCAAGUUCAAGAUGAUUAUCUCGAUUGUUAUGGAGAUUCAAAACGAACCGGAAAAAUUACUGGAACAGAUAUUAAAGAAGGGAAAUGCACUUGGUUAGCCGUCGUUGCUCUUCAACGCGUAACACCGUCUCAGAGAAAGAUUUUUGAGGAAUGCUAUGGGUAUAAUGAUGAUGAAAAAGUAGCACGAAUCAAACAGUUGUAUGAUGACUUAGGACUUUCCACAACUUACGCGAUUUAUGAAGAAGAAAGUUAUAAUCUCAUGAAUACUCAUAUUCAACAGAUAUCACGUGGACUACCACACGACCUAUUUUUCAAAAUUUUAUCGAAAAUUUACCGCCGAAAUGCAUAAAAUUAAAAAAUCAUUGAAUCAAGUCAUUAACUUCUGUAUAUAUAAAAUAUAUUGAAUAUUUUUUUCUUUAAUUAAUUAAUGUU